Messenger RNA from Andrographis paniculata, 3247 nucleotides. Its product is annotated as ubiquitin carboxyl-terminal hydrolase 23. Lineage: Eukaryota; Viridiplantae; Streptophyta; Magnoliopsida; Lamiales; Acanthaceae. Gene Ontology annotation, molecular function: cysteine-type endopeptidase activity; cysteine-type deubiquitinase activity. The transcript has 11 exons. Bases 164 to 2947 code for a protein of 927 amino acids. Gene Ontology annotation, cellular component: nucleus; cytosol. The record is from RefSeq and is a predicted model, not a curated record. Gene Ontology annotation, biological process: protein deubiquitination.
ACACACAGACACUCACGCCGCAAUCCCUCGUAGGGUUUAAACGCCCUGCAAUUCUCUUCGAUAGCGGACGCCGGUGAUCCCAAUAGAUAAUUUAUUCUUCUCGCCGGCUUGCGAACAUCUGUCCCAGAUUUGUGAAAAUAAUCAGGAGGUUGCGAUAUAAUUCAUGGCUGAGGUAGCGGUGCCGAUUCAAUCGGAGCGGACUGAGGAACCUCAGCCUGAUUCAGUGGUGGGUCUGUUUGGUCGGAGGAUCGAUUUUCAUGUAGCGAGGAAGCCGUUCAAUGGAUUUAGUAAUGAGAGUAGUAAUGGGCUCAAGCUGGUGACCUUGAACCCUAGUUCGGGGACUCAGCAGCCUUCAGGGUCCGGGAAGAAGUCUGAAAGGUCGGAAUAUAUGGAUUCGGGGAUGGAUCCGGAGCUGGGGCUGGAGAUUACCUUCCGGAGAAUUGGUGCUGGCUUAAGGAAUCUCGGAAAUACUUGCUUUCUGAAUUCGGUUUUGCAAUGUUUGACUUAUACUGAACCAUUAGCUGCUUAUCUACAAAGUGGGAAGCAUAAAAAUUCCUGUCGGACUGCUGGCUUUUGUGCAUUGUGCGCCAUACAGAAGCAUGUGAGCCGUGCUCUACAGGCAACUGGGGGGAUUCUAGAGCCUAAAGAUCUUGUUUCAAACUUGCGCUGUAUAUCACGGAACUUUCGAAAUGCCAGGCAGGAAGAUGCCCAUGAGUAUAUGGUGAAUUUGUUGGAAUCAAUGCACAAAUGCUGCAUACCAUCAGGAGUACCAAGUGAAUCUCCUAGUGCUUAUGAGAAGAGUUUGGUUCACAAGAUAUUUGGUGGCCGUUUACGGAGUCAGGUGCAAUGCAUGCAAUGCUCCUUCUGUUCCAACAAGUUUGAUCCAUUCUUGGAUAUAAGUCUUGAAAUAUUGAAAGCAGAGACAUUGGAAAAGGCAUUACACCAUUUCACUGCCAAAGAGCAGUUAGAUGGAGGUGCCAAGCAGUACCAAUGUCAGCAGUGCAAGCAGAAAGUGAAGGCUCUAAAGCACCUUACAAUUCACAAAGCCCCUUUGGUUCUUACUGUUCACCUCAAGCGGUUUGGUCAUUUCCAUGGGCAAAAAAUUACUAAAAAAAUUGCAUUUGGUUCUACCUUGGACUUGAAACCAUUUGUCAGUGGUCCUUAUGAGGGGGAUUUGAAUUACACACUCUAUGGUGUUCUUGUUCAUGCUGGUUGGAGCACCCACUCUGGUCACUACUAUUGCUUUGUACGAACAUCUAGUGGCAUGUGGUAUUCCUUGGAUGACAAUCAGGUUGUCCAAGUAAAUGAGAGAAAAGUUCUUGAGCAGAAGGCUUAUAUGUUGUUUUAUGUCCGAAAUAGGAAACAUUUUUGUAGGAAGAAACCAGUUGACAGUAUACAGAAAGAAAACAUAAUUAUAAAUGCCAUUGGAAAAUCAGCAUACUCGAAAAUUAGCCGUGACUCAAAUGAAAAAGUUCAGAAUGGUUCAACUGAGAAAAACAUAGAUGCCCUGACAACUGCUUCUUCAUCUUUGAGAGAUGAACAGGUUAACCCUGUGCCAAAGGAGAUUCCUUCGGUAAAGACUUCUUUGCUAAACGGAAAUGGAAAUAAGACACUUAACCCCUUAGAGUAUGAAGGGGGCUCUCAGUCUAAGCCUUCGUCUGCAAUACAAGACAAGCACCCAGAGAAGGGGCCACAUGCUCCGAGUAUGAAUAAUGUUGGACAGAAAGAAGAAUGGAGCUCAACCAUUGCAGUUUCUAGAGUUGGUACUGGAUCAAAAAUUGACUCCCACAACACUGGGAGUGUUGUAGAGAAUCAGAAUUCCUCUGCUGCUGUUGUAUCUUCCAACUGCAUUGUACCCAAGGAUUCAAAUCACAGAAAAUAUAGUACUGGUUGUGCUGCCAUGUUAUCAACUAGUUCUAAAGACAGGGCCGAAGAAAUUCCCAUGGAACCAGCUGACAAGUUACUGAGCAGCAGGUCCUUGAGUGCAUCGACUGGAGAUACAUACACUACAAAUAGAAUGUGUGAUAGUAAGACUAUGCCCUUGGGAGCAAAUAUGGAAGCAUGGGACCAAGUUACGAGAGCCAAGUUAUCUAUUCAAAACCAUGCUGCUGAUAAUCUGGUGGGUGGUGUUAGGCAGAAAAUAGAUGAUUCAGUCAUUGAAGAAACCAAUGAAUUGAAAGUGACAAUGAAGAAAAAAAAUCGACCUCAAUUGAUAGUGAAAAGAAAGCCUUUCAAGUGUCGGGCUGUCACAAUGCUGCUCAGCUCUAAUAUUAUGUUUGGUGCUGCCCUUUCCACACGAAAGAAAAUAUCCAAGUCAAGAAAAACACAUUCCAUCCAAAAGACGCCUCACGAUAUGAAACAGAUAUCCGAGGAUGAUUUCCCUUCAAGCCCUGAGCAAUCUCGUUCUGAUAAAUCAUCUCCUCUACCCACCAACCAGCUUGAAUGCAAGAAAAAGAAAGUAAAGCAUAGCUCAGAUCACCAACAUCAGAAGCUGAGAAAAACUGGUCUUAGUUGUGACAGUAGCAUACCCAUUGAUGCUUUUAACAAUGACUUCAAAGAGAGAGUUGUUUUGGAUAGUGCAACUCUCGCAGCUAACAAUCAACCUGGCCCAGAUUUCCCCGGAGAGUGCAGAAGGGAAUCUAGACAGAAUGAUGUUAUGAGUAUGCUGACCCGGGGCAUAGAAGAGGCAAUCGUUGCUCGCUGGGAUGACAUUGAGAUUUCUGCUACAGAAAGGACUGAGAUCGGAGCAGCACAGACAACACAAAUUGGUUACAUUGGAGAUGAAUGGGAUGAGGAGUAUGAUAAAGGGAAACAGAAGAAGGUAAGGAUGUCCAAAACUAGCUUUGAUGGACCAAACUUAUUCCAAGAAAUUGCAUCAAGAAACACCAAAAGAAAGAGGAAAGACAGAACAAGUUUGGAAAACCCAAACCCUCCAUUUAGGAUAUGAUAAAAAGAGGUUGGCUACAAGCAAUUUUCAGUUUUCCAUAUCUACAUGUCUGGGUUGGAUUGUCCACAGUGUUGUCUGUUUUCCCCUAAUAUUCUGGCCCAUCUUAUGGAUUGCCUCAUUUUGACUAGAGGCUAGAAAAAUGGAACCAAUUUUGGAUGUUGAACUGUACAAGAUCUCUUGUCAUCCUGUAGAAGCAUUCUGUCAGCCUCAUGAUAUCUUUUAUUCACUUCUCUUUUCAUAAUUAGUUGACUUUAAUAGUUUUGUUUGAAGCUUACAAAAUAGAUGGCUUAAAUUAUGGCA